UUGUGUUUCCUGACAGCUGCUGCAGGAAAGUCUCCACAUAGUUUGACACUUUGUCCACCUGCUUUUCUCCCACGUUCUCUGAGGGGAAGCUCAUUAUUAUCGGAUCCGCGUAUCGAGCUUCGGUCGAUUUGAACCAAAAACAAAGCGGCGACUUUCAGAGCAACUCCGUCGGAAUGAGUUUGAACGAGCACUCGUUACAGGCUCUGUCCUGGAGGAAACUCUACCUGAGCCGAGCCAAGCUGAAGGCCACCAGCCGGACUUCAGCGCUGCUCUCCGGCUUCGCUAUGGUUGCUAUGGUGGAGGUCCAGUUGGAACCGGAUCAUACGUAUCCUCCCGGGCUGCUCAUAGCCUUCAGUGCCUGCACCACGGUUCUGGUUGCGGUUCACCUCUUUGCCCUCAUGAUCAGCACCUGCAUCCUCCCUAACCUUGAGGCUGUCAGCAACGUUCACAACCUCAACUCAGUCCAUGAGUCUCCCCACGAGCGGAUGCACCACCACAUUGAACUGGCCUGGGCUUUCUCCACAGUCAUCGGUACCCUCCUCUUCCUGACGGAGGUGGUGCUCUUGUGCUGGGUGAAGUUCUUACCCCUCAAAAGCGAAACAGAAAAAAGAAACAACACCAUAAGUUCGGGCGAGGCCGCAGCCAUCGCCUCCACUUGCAUCAUGGUGCCGUUUGGAAUAGUCUUUAUUGUGUUUGCCGUCCACUUUUACCGCACACUUGUUAGUCACAAGACGGACAGACAGAUCCGAGAACUGGAGCAGGUCAUUCGGCUCCAGAACCAGCUCGACCACCGGGCUGACAAUGAAGACAUGAAGGCAGUUGUUAAUUUCCCUUGAUCACAGCCAGUCAGCAUACAGAAUUAUUCAGCAGUACUUUUUUAAUAAAUCUCCUCUUAUAGCUUUUGAUGAAUGGUGCUUUUUACUUCUUUGUCAGGCUUGACCUUUUUUUUCAGCGCUCAUGUAAAUGAUCUCCCCUGAAGAGGCUUGACCAGGGUCUUUCUGUGGGGAGUUUGCAUGGUCUCCUGUUCCUGCGUGACUUUUCUCUGGGUACUCUGGUUAUCUUCCACAGUCCAAAGACAUGCUGGUUACAUUAUUGGGUGAGUCCCAAUUGCCAGUAGACGUGAAUGUGUGUGUGAAUGGUUCUCUUAAUGAUCUGUGCUGUCCAGGAUGUACCCCGCUCUCACCCAGUGAUUCUUAAACGAUAAGCAGUCUAGCUAAUGAAGGGAUAUUCAGUUAUAUUAGAAUCACUGUGAUUGUAUUCAUUGAAUGGAAUGGUUGCUUGUAAGAACCUUUUAUUUGUCCCUAGUUAUCAGUUGUGUCAAGUGUUUGAUGAUUUUAUCUGGUUUUUCUAGUCUGUUGAAGAUCUGUAUGCAUAGGAAAAUUAGGGUUUGAAUAAAGACAUGGUUUAUGUCUUUGACAAAAAAAAGUAAUUGUGCAAUUUAAGGCAACAGGAACAUUGCUUAAAAACUAUGCUGGUCAGGGAUAUUCUUUGCAAGGUGUGUUAUUGCAGUGAGCAUAUUUUUAAAGCAACAGUUAAAGUAUGGAAUCAGUAAAUAUUAAAGGCUUUGCUUUUUGCAAUUCUAUCAUGCUCUUAUCCAAAAAAUAGUUAUUGGUAUUAAAACGCUUUUGUUACAAGUGUAAACAAAGAAUAUGCAUGUUGGAAAUGUUGGUUACAAAUAGGUAUGUUUUGUACUUUUCAUAGUUUACAGGCUUGAGAAUGUUCACACAUUGCUAAGGUUAUAAGUGUGGAAUCUACAGUUUGUUCUUUUUGUCCUGUGGCACAUUGUUGAAUUGUUUGAAGGCAAAUUAAAGAAUGUGCACUUGUUUUUGUUAUGUUUUUAUGCUGUAUGUCAUUUCCCUAAAUAUUACCAAUUAGUAAAAUCUCUCUCUACAACAUGAGUUGUAAAUACUUAAGAAUGGCAAAGAAUCUUUAUUGUGGCUUUUUUGUCAAGAAACAGCACAAUUUUGUAAUGUUGGACUCUCAACCAGAUUCUGUAUUUAUACCAAGGCAAUGAUGUGGUUGUUUUUGCAAUAUCGGUUUUUCACAGUCAUGGUGAUGGUAAAGCUGCUGAAAAUGAAAGAAGCUCCCAGAAUGACAACACAAUAGUACUGUGUUUUCAUGUAAGGAGUCAUAAAGGGGUAGUAACUUACUAGGUAGUUAGUAAAACUAAAGUUUAAAGUAUCACACUGUGCCAAAUCAUUGUUGAUGGUGUUUCUUUAAGACUUUUCUUUUGUUACAAAGAAUUAAAGAAAGUGCUGCAGUCACUCUGGAGCACUUCUGAUAAGAAUAUUCUACAUGUGGCUUCUUUACAAAUAGAUCAAUGCAAACAAAAGCAUGUUUCUCUGUUUGUGGCUUAUUUAUUUAAUCCAGUGUUUGUUACUGUAUAUAAAAAGUUUGAUACUUUCUGAAUGCACGGCUUUAAGUGAAUUAUCUGCAUAUACUGAAUUUUUAAGUUUUAGCAGCUGAAGAAGCUUCAGCGUUUUGACCUGGUUCGAUUUUCCAUGACUUUUGUUUUCAGUUUGAAUAAAACACAAAAUUUGAAAUGA
This is a messenger RNA of Paralichthys olivaceus (Japanese flounder), 2546 nucleotides long. Its product is annotated as calcium release-activated calcium channel protein 1-like. The record is from RefSeq and is a predicted model, not a curated record. Gene Ontology annotation, cellular component: membrane. Gene Ontology annotation, biological process: store-operated calcium entry. Gene Ontology annotation, molecular function: store-operated calcium channel activity. Lineage: Eukaryota; Metazoa; Chordata; Actinopteri; Pleuronectiformes; Paralichthyidae.